AUGGAGGGCCAGAAACUACAGAGAAACGUGGUCGAACCCGCAACGAUACACAACUCCACCUUCAUCCUCCUCCACGAUCGCGGCUCCUCAGGGGCAGAGUUCCAGCGCGCCCUCUGCAACGCCCUCCUCCCCACCCUAAUCCGCCAGGUCGCCCCAGGAACCCGGUUCAUCUUCCCAGAUGGCCCGUUCUCGGAUCCCAAUGGAGGACGAGACUGGUACCGCCUCGAGCACCCCCAGCUAGAGUGCGGCGAGGCGGCGAGCCUAGACCAGUGGAGGCACGUUAUGUACGCAGCGGAGGAGGUCGAUAUGGUGGUUGAGGAUGAAGCGCGACUCAUCGGUAGGAAGAAUGUCUUCCUUGGAGGCAUCGGCAAGGGAUGCGCCGUCGCCAUGAUGACGCUCCUCGAGAUGGAGAAACCCAUUGGAGGCUUCAUCGGAUUUGGGGGGUGGAUGCCGUUUGUCAGAGACAUGAAGGAUGUUGCGACGCUGGGCAAGAUCUUGACUCCUGAUCCUCCCUUCUCCCAAAACAACCUACACAGCCAAGGCGGCAUCGAAGACAUGGCUCUUGGCCAGGGCAACGGCUUGGUUGACCCUCGCAUGCUCAGCAUACAAAACAACCAGCAGCAACAGCCCUUCCCACAAGCCGUCUCCCCAACUCCCGUGUUUGAGCUACCCAACCAGUCAGUAGAAGCACGGCACCAACGCGUGGCACACUUCCUCCGUCAAUUCGAAUGGACUGAACACGCCCGGGACAAGUACGAGAAGGAAUUCAGCACGGCAACGCCCAUCGUAUUGAUGCACUCGUCCAACGAUGAGAAGGUCUCCCGCUCGCACGCAAAGGAAGCCCAGAUGAUGCUAUUUCAGCUAGGUUACCAUGUGAAGCUGGGGGAGUCGAACACCGGCCACACCAUAACCAGGGAGGUGCUGCGAUGGUUGAUUUCGACCCUGCUCGAGGUAUUGCCCUUCUCAUACGAAGCUUUGAGAUCUGACCUCAUGCGUUUCAUAAUGAGCUCGGUCAUUAGACGCCGGGCGAGAGAUUCGUCAUAUUGGGCGGUAGUGGGCGAUCCUUGA
Molecule: messenger RNA, 1068 nt
Organism: Fusarium vanettenii 77-13-4
Lineage: Eukaryota; Fungi; Ascomycota; Sordariomycetes; Hypocreales; Nectriaceae
Exons: 2
Coding region: 1-1068 (355 amino acids)
Biological process (GO): protein depalmitoylation
Cellular component (GO): cytoplasm
Molecular function (GO): palmitoyl-(protein) hydrolase activity; carboxylic ester hydrolase activity
Source: RefSeq, a predicted model, not a curated record